AUGGCUGCACAACAACAAGAACUAGAUGAGAAGAACCCAUUCUAUGAGUUAGUAGUCAUUUGUAGUACUUCUGGUCAAUUUGACCAAACCGUCAAUUCGUUCAAAGAUAUUAUAAAAAAGUCUAAGUUAGUAUGUAUAAAAGACUCUGAGUUGUUAGAUUGGAUAAAGAAGUACCAAAGAAGAGUUUUGAAGUACAAUGCUAUAAAUGAGUAUGUCAAUUCUAAGUUUAAAGACCCAAAUGAGGAAAUGCAGAGAAUAUUAGAGAAGAAACACUUCAGAAACAAACAGAAAGAGAUAGAAUACAUUUCGAAGAAAUUGCAAUCUUACGAUUGGAAGACUUACCCUCACAGAUGUCUUCUUAUCUUAGAUGACUUUGCUUCUCAUCCUUUGUUAAAGAACAGAGAACAAGACAUGUGUCGAAUUCUUAAGAAGCUCAGACACUUUAACAUUUCAGUUGUCAUUUGUGUACAGACAGCAAAGAGUUUAAGUAAGGAUGUAAAGAGAAUACUUACUGAUAUCAUACUUUUCCCCGGAUUGUCCGAAGACGAUUUCAUGGAACUUAUGAAAGAGUCCAUGGCAGGUAAGUUUGACAGACAUGAACUAUGGGAGAAGUACAAAGUCAUACAAGACCCUCAUACUUCUUUCAGAAUUCAUAUCUACGCAAACAAAGUUCAAAUUGUAAAAAGUCAAGCGUAA
Trichomonas vaginalis G3 is the source of this 696-nucleotide messenger RNA. Its product is annotated as protein of unknown function, DUF4106 family. The coding region runs from base 1 to 696 and encodes 231 amino acids. The transcript has a single exon. NCBI's taxonomy places the organism in Eukaryota, Parabasalia, Trichomonadida, Trichomonadidae. The record is from RefSeq and is a predicted model, not a curated record.